AUGGCUGUCUUUCUUCUUCUUCUUCUUCAUUUGUUUCUCAUUACUCCAAGAGUUGCACUGCAGAGCCAAGGCCAAAAUGGAGUUAUUUGGACUGUCAAGAAGGAUAUCACUAGGUAUUCUUCUUUGCUUCUGACUAAUCAAACACUUGCUGUUUAUAUUGGGAACAUUGUUAAUAGUAAAUAUACUGGGGUUUAUCAUGUAGAAAUAUUUGUUCAUUUUUAUCCUACUGAAAAAGUGAGAAACCCCUUUAAGGGAUUUGAUUCUGUGGCUGAUUUAAUCGCACCCGUAUCGCGUAAUUUGCCGUUGAAUGAUGGUUUGGCUGUAUUGGAAAUUUAUGUGUCUUUUCAUGAGAAUGAUGAGUUCUGGUAUGGAAAUUUGCCAAAUGAGUAUAUUACUGCAAAUAAUCGUCGGGAAAUGGUUGCUUUCAGAGAGGUGAUAGUAAGUGUGGAUGAUGGUGUAGUUGCUUCAGUUUGGCCUUUUACUGUGAUUUAUACUGGUGGUAUCAAUCCUCUGUUGUGGAGACCUAUCAGUGGAAUUGACUCAUUUGAUCUUCCUUCAUAUGAUAUUGAAAUUACGCCGUUGUUAAAGAAGAUCUUAGAUGGAAGUUUUCAUAAUAUUUCGUUUAGUGUUACAAAUGCUUUGAAUGUGUGGUAUGUUGAUGCAAAUUUGCAUCUUUGGUUGGAUAAAAAGAGUGUAAAAACAGAAGGGAAGUUGUUGGAGUAUAGUAGUUUGCCCCUUUCUUUUUCACUCGCGAGUAAUUUUACUGGUCUUGAUGGUUCCUUUGUGACAAAUGCUCGUAGAUCGAUCUCAAUGACUGGAUGGGUAAAAUCAUCUUAUGGAACAGUCACAACGACAUCAUCUCAGAGUUUGAGCUAUAGUAACUAUAUGGUUCUUGAAUCCUUCAAAAAGUUUCAGCUUCACUUGUACUCUGAUGGUGUUGAGAUAGGAGAUAAAAGCUAUGCUUCUAUCUCGAAUGUGACUUUGAUAUUCCAUGAAAAGAGGUUGAAGUAUGGAUCCUCAGCCAGCUCUGUUCACAAUCUGCAGAACGCGCAGGGGUGUAUGCUUGUAAAGGAUCAGUCGAUAGACAGUGGAGUCGGGAGCACACAACAGAUAUACAAAUACAACGACGACAAAGGCUGCUACUUCAGGAACAUAAGCAGCUCAAAUUACACAGUGCUUUAUGACAAGGUGAUCCAUAGUUGCAGCAAAUUAUUGAUCAAUACUGUAUCAUAG
Solanum lycopersicum (tomato) is the source of this 1233-nucleotide messenger RNA. The record is from RefSeq and is a predicted model, not a curated record. NCBI's taxonomy places the organism in Eukaryota, Viridiplantae, Streptophyta, Magnoliopsida, Solanales, Solanaceae.